Mucor velutinosus is the source of this 711-nucleotide messenger RNA. RefSeq lists its product as uncharacterized. The record is from RefSeq and is a predicted model, not a curated record. The transcript is spliced from 6 exons. Bases 1 to 711 code for a protein of 236 amino acids. Lineage: Eukaryota; Fungi; Mucoromycota; Mucoromycetes; Mucorales; Mucoraceae. Gene Ontology annotation, cellular component: endoplasmic reticulum membrane; COPII-coated ER to Golgi transport vesicle; Golgi membrane. Gene Ontology annotation, biological process: endoplasmic reticulum to Golgi vesicle-mediated transport. Gene Ontology annotation, molecular function: COPII receptor activity.
AUGCUAAGCGCCUUGCAUUUAGUAGCCUACGGUGCAACUGGUCUUGCCUUUUGUUUUGUCGUAUUGAGUUUAGCUUGUGGUCUUUACUACCUCGCUGAAUUGGUGGAAGAAUAUUCUGUAUAUACCAAAAAAGUGAUCAAAUGGAUGACGGGUGUGAUUAUUUCGUUGCAUGUGUUGUUUUGGAUAUUUGAUCGCUUGCCCUUUUUUCAUCUGGCAUUUUCGAUUUUUUGCCACUGCGUCUAUAGCUUGAACCUCAAGAACUUCCCAUUCAUCAGUUUGACAAGCAUCCCAUUCUUGAGCAGUUGUGUGCUUGUCUUUGUAGAUCAUUUCUUAUGGUUCAAUUACUUUACAACACAUUAUAAACCGUUCAUGGACAUCGCCGCUUUCUUUGGUUUGUGUGUAUGGUUGGUACCUUUUGCUUAUUUUAUCAGUUUGAGUGCAAAUGAUAAUGCGCUGCCCACCAGUGAUCCUGCGUUUGUAGAUGCUCUUCCAAACCAGCAAAAGCAAGGUUUGAUGAAGACAUUGAUGAGCACGAUUGGCAUCAAGACACAAGACACAUCCAUGCCAACGACAGCAGCACCUCAAGACUUCAAUUCAACUUCCUAUACGCCAUCCGCACCUCCAUCCUCGUAUGGUCAGUCCAGCAUGGGCACUGCCUCUGGAAUCCAUUAUUCACCUUCCAGAGAUAUUCAAAACAGAAAGGCAUUGUAA